UGCGAGCCAGAGUGGUGUUCACUUCGUCAAAAAUUGUGUUUAAACUAUGAACACGAAAACAACAAGACGAAAAAAAUCGUCGCUUACUGAAGUCAAAGUUGCAGUAAUUGGUGCACCUGGUGUUGGGAAAAGUGCUCUGUCAGUUCGAUUCCUUACCAAGCGAUAUAUUGGAGAGUAUGACCAUCAGUCAGAAACUCGGUAUAAACACGAAGUUUUAGUAGACGGCGAACCAGUCCUUUACGAAAUUUUAGACACGUGUCCGAAGAACGAAGAUGAUCUUCCUUCUAGCGAGAUAACAAACUGGGCUGAUGGUCUCCUUUUCGUUUACUCCAUCACAAAUCGCCGAUCUUUCACUUAUCUGAAACGUGUAGGAAGCUUGAUAGCAGAUUCUGACAUUCCUGUUUACAUAGUUGGUAAUAAAAAUGACAUGGUUCAUUUGAGGGAAGUUAGUGCAGAAGAGGGUGCAAUGUUAGCUAGAGACUUUGAAUGUGGAUUUUCUGAAGUAACAGCUGCUGAACAAGUUGCUCCAGUUGCUGUUGUUUUUCAGGAAAUAUGUCGGGCGGUUUUGGCAGCUAGGAGAAAAUCGAAACAUUCACUCCUUGAACGAAUGCUUGGAUCACGAACUAGCAAUUUGCGGUUGUAUGUCAGAGGGAAAAGUGAUAGUGCGUUACCAAAGGACUGAUAAUUGCAUUGGUGCAAACCCCAAAAUAUCUCCUGAAACCUAGUUGUGAAUUACUUAUUAAUUUAGAUGAAGAUUUUAUUUUACUUGAGAAAAAAUAUUUUAGCUUCUUGAAGAUGUAACUUUCAUUUUCUGUGUUUUCACAUGCUUUUUAAAGCCACACAGUAUGUAUUUUUUUUGUUUUGUUCAGUUUAAGAUGAAAAACACAUAAUUUUUGGCUUUUAUACACGGCUUUCAUUUAAAAAGAGCCAGUCUCAAUAACUUUUGACAUUGAGUAAAUGUAUUUUCGACCAAAAACAGGUCGAUUAGGAUCGGGAGGGGAAGUUCAAAACCAACAUUUGUUACAUUUUAAGUUUCAUCCCCUAGUCGCUAGCCACCCCUACUAUAAAACUUUAAAUGGCACUUCCUACUUUUUAAAACGUUUUCGUAAAUAGAAAAAAAUUAGCGUAUCUAAAUGUCAAAUUUUUUUUUUGUCGAUUUUUUUUUAGUUAGUGGUGAUUUAAUUCUUGAAAUUUUUAGUCCUAGUAGUCUUUGAAUUAACUCAAUUUAAAUAAAAAAUAUGUCAAUUAGGAGAGUUCAAAACCAACAUAAAAAACGUUUUAGGUUUCAUCCCCUAGUCACUAUCACCCUUACUUUAGAAUUUUAAAAAGCACCCCCAACUUAUUGAAACAAUUUUGGGAAAGAGGGAAAAAGAUUAUCUAACCGUAAAUAAAAAAAAAUAUUAUGUCGAUUUGUUUUUGAGUUAGGGGUAGUUAUGUUUUUAAAAUGUUUGGUCCUAUUAGCCUUUGAUUGCGAUGGAAAACUAAAAAUACUUUUUAGGUUCCAUUCCCUAGCACGCCCUCACCUAAAAAAAUAUAACUCAAAAACGAAAACACAAAAUAUUAUUUUUCAUUUACGCUUAGAUAAGCUUUUUCUCCUCUUUCCAAAAAUGUUUCAAAAAUUUGGGGGUGUUUUUUAAAAUUUUAAAGUAAGGGUGGUUGGUGGUGGUGGUAGGGGAUGAAACGUAUUUUGGUUUUGAACUCUCCCAUCGCAACCCAAAUCGACAUAUUUUUUAUUUAAAUUAAAUUGAGUUGAAUCAAAGGCUACUAGAACUAAAAAUUUCAAAAAUUAAACCACCCUUAACUGAAAAACAAAUCGACGAAAAAAAUUUUCUUUGACAGUUACAAACGCUCACUUUUUCCCUUUUGAAAUGAAAGCCCUGUAUGCAUGUUUUUGUUUUAUUUUUUGUAUCUUUAUUUUACUUAAUUUUUUUGCAUACCAGGUGAAUAAAAAGUAUGAAUACUUAAAUUAUU
Tribolium madens (black flour beetle) is the source of this 1971-nucleotide messenger RNA. Its product is annotated as GTPase HRas. Gene Ontology annotation, molecular function: GTPase activity; GTP binding. The record is from RefSeq and is a predicted model, not a curated record. Lineage: Eukaryota; Metazoa; Arthropoda; Insecta; Coleoptera; Tenebrionidae. The coding region runs from base 47 to 682 and encodes 211 amino acids. The transcript is spliced from 4 exons.